AUGAACCAAAUCCAGGUUGAUCGUGUUUCUGUUACACUUGAACUUGCUAUCAAGUUGUACAAAGCUGCAAUCAACGAUAUCUCGGUCAAGGCCGACGACGUUGCGGCCUUUUUUGGGUGUUAUACGCGCAUCCGGCCUGAGCCCAGCGGACAACUUAAGGCUCUUGGUGGAUUUCUGGCCCAAGAGGAAUCAGACAAAUCCAACGAAAACUUCCUCCUGCGCCUGACAGAAGCGAUCUGGGCUUACAGUAACGUCAAUCCGCCGCAAAGCGCCCGUCUCUAUCGGAGUCUUGUCCAUGAUGUUAUCUACCAGUAUUGUGCUAAAACGACGGCUGGAAAAAUAUCACUCAGCGAGAGUUGCAUUAAAAUGACCGAACGGGCAAAUCGGGAACUCAUCGUGAGCGCAACUGUGGAUAGUGAUUCUAGGAAGAGUAUUAUGACCUCAGCUGCUGAGGUCCAGGCCUCUGUUGGGAAGCAUGGCGACGAUGAGUUGAGUGAGAACACCUGGCUUCUGGAGACACUUGAGACGAAGGGUUUGAGUAAAUGA
Aspergillus viridinutans is the source of this 546-nucleotide messenger RNA. RefSeq lists its product as uncharacterized. Lineage: Eukaryota; Fungi; Ascomycota; Eurotiomycetes; Eurotiales; Aspergillaceae. Bases 1 to 546 code for a protein of 181 amino acids. The transcript has a single exon. The record is from RefSeq and is a predicted model, not a curated record.